Centruroides sculpturatus (bark scorpion) is the source of this 1263-nucleotide messenger RNA. RefSeq names its product general transcription factor II-I repeat domain-containing protein 2-like. The coding region runs from base 1 to 1263 and encodes 420 amino acids. The transcript has 2 exons. The record is from RefSeq and is a predicted model, not a curated record. Lineage: Eukaryota; Metazoa; Arthropoda; Arachnida; Scorpiones; Buthidae.
AUGAUCACUAAUCAGCCAACAAAAUGUGUUCAAGAAACAAUCUGGAGAAUUGGAUGCAGCUGUCAAAGCCAGCCUAGAAAUAUCUGCUUUAAUAGCCAAGAAUGGGAAACCUUUCACAAUGGCCAUAUGAUAAAAAAGUGUCUUAUCAUCGCAAGUGAGAAGAUGUGUCCUGAGAAGACAAAGUGUUUUCAAAUAAUCAGUCUUAACCGCAUGAUGAUACAACUGAGAAUCUCGAAAACUGCAUCAGACAUUUCUGGCCAACUUAAUAUUUUAGUUGCAAACUGUGCUUAUUUUUCUUUGGCUGUGAACGAAUCCACUGACAUAUCAUCAACAGCACAAGUGAUUGUGUUUAUUAGAAGUGUUUCACUAGAUUUUAUUGUGAAUGAAGAAUUUCUUGGCAUGGCAUCACUUUCCGGACAUACAACUGGUGCUGACUUACUUACUGGUUUAUUGAGCAUUUGCAACAAAUCAGCACUGGACUUUGACAAGCUAUCCAGCAUUGCCACUGAUGGAGCACCAUCUAUGGUUGGAUGUGAGAAUGGCAUGGUCACCUUGCUGAAAAACCACCUUGGGGACAGGCAAAAGGAGUUAGUCCAGUAUCAUUGCAUAAUUCACCAACAGCAACUUUGUGCAAAGAAGCUGGGAUUUGAACGUCUGCUGAAAGAUGUCUAUGAUACUGUGAACUUAAUCCGCCGUCAUGGACUCAACCAUCGACUCUUCACAUCAUUUCUUGAAGAAAUAGAUGCUGAUUAUGCUGACCUGCCCACGUAUACUGAAGUUCGUUGGCUGAGCAAGGCAACAGUCCUCAAGAGAUUUGUGGAGCUAUUGGGGCCUAUUAUCACUUUCCUCAAAGAACGGGGGAACACUACAAGGAAUUUGGAGGGACAAAGAUGGCAGUGUGAUUUAGCUUUCCUUGCUGACAUUACUGCUUAUCUAAACGACCUUAAUUUGAGAUUGCAGGGAAAGAUGCAACUUGUUUCUCAGUUGACAAGUAACAUCAAUGCAUUUAUGACCAAACUAUCACUUUUCAAGUCCCACAUGCAAUCAGAGAACUUUACACACUUUCCACAUUGCAAGGCCAUGAAAGAGAAAUACCCACAUAUGAAGAUGGAUUACUCUGACCAAGUUAACACCCUCCUUACAUCAUUCAAUGAGAGGUUAAUCAACAAGAAUUUGGAAAAUCUGCUGGUUGUUUCAACAUCUGUCAUUACACCAGACAUCAAGAAGAUUGCUGCCAGCAUCCAAUCUCAGCCAUUGCAUUAA